CGGUAGAGGUUGCAGACGCAGUGAGCAACCGUGACGGGGUGUGCUCGAGUCCUCGGUCAAGCCGCCGGUGUGGAUGUCUCACUCGUGCACUGGUCACACUUAAAUGGCUUAAACCAAUCCGGGCUAUUUCCAACCGUGGAGAUUUCUUGUGAGCACGAGCUGGAAAUGAAGUUUCUUGGCUUUCUCGCGCUAGUGCUGUGCCGCUCGUCUCGGGCUUUUCCUGUUCCAGUGGAUACUGUCAUAGUUCAGGCCCAGCAGUGGGGAGUGGUGGGUGCUCAGAGCGUUGAGGAACAAGUUCUUCUCAAUGGAGUCUCUCUCUCUGGCACAAGCCAUGAAUUCAACAAUAUAAAGGAAACCAUUUCGACUGAUCCCCUCCUCCUGGAUCUCAUCAGUGUCAACCAGACUUCAGUGCUCAGGAACCACACUGUUCUGCGCUCUCGUGAAUGCAUACUGGAGGGGUCUGAGCUGCACUGGACGGACCGUGUGUUCUUUGAUGGGAAGGUCUGUCUCACUCUGGACCACACCGACACGUGGAAGGCACAUGCACCAGAAGCGCUGGCCAUCAAAAUGUUGUGGGACCAGGAAGAGCAGCACACGAGGGAAGAGAGGAUCCGCCUUCAGAGUGGAUGCAUCAAGCUCAUGAGGGAGCUGAAGCUUUCGGGGGAACAGUCAGGUGCAGGGAUUCCCUUGCCUCAGGUUCUGAUCCCGAUCAUGGCACUCCUUGCAUUUACCGGCUUUAUCCUAAUAAGCCUCCUCCUCUCCAAAAACGGGGGUUUGAGGCACCCUGGAGGGGUUAUCGGCUCACUCAUACAUUACCCCAAGGACAUGACUGAAAUGGAUCCAGAGGAAAAAGGCAAUGGUUACCAUACCUUGUGAUUCAAAGCUCCAGCUAAAUGUCAGACUUGGGUUUGAGCUCUCUCCGCUGUGUCCGCUGUUGAAUGUCCACUUCCUGAUUUACCAUUAAAUAUGUUUCUUCUGUCUGUGAUGACUGUAAACAUACCUUUGCUAUACUGAACCAACAUUGUGUAACGAACCAGUCUACAUUUCAGACCACAUUAGUAUAUGCACUUUAUCAUGCAUGUAUUACACUUUACACUGGUGAUUUUAAAACCUUUUAGCUUACAAAUGAAUGUAUUUACCCACACACACAGAAUGUAGGUAUGUUCACUGUCUGCAACAAUGUACAAGCUUCUAUUUGCACAGUUAAUAAGGGCCGAAGUUUGAGAUAUUAAAAUAUGCGGAAAUAUACAUGGGUAGGAUUCUGUUUGAAGCCUGCACAGUAUUUAAUGAAAGUUACGACAAAGAAUGUAUCAGAAUUAGAAAUACUUUAUUAAUCUCCGGAGGGAAAUUCAAACGUCACAAUGUUACUGAGCAAGCGAUGUAGUAAAUAGUCAUAGUGUGUACAUAAAGCUCUGCUCAAAUCAAAAAUGCAGCCUUGCCCUGAGAUUAAUAAUAGUGAAACUCUGCCAAACACUGGAUGGACUGUAGUUUUCCAAAGAGGCUGACUGUGCCGAGGUGUUGUUUUUCUAAAAAACGUCCUAAUUGUUAUUUGUCUUUGUGAUUAUGUGUGCUGUUGCAAUUGUCAAUAUUUUGUUUCCUAUUACAUGUGUAAACAAUUCCUUGUUCAUUUUAUAUGGUCACAUUUUUUUGUUUGGUUCCAGGUCACCUUAAUCUGCAGAUUUGAGAAUGAAAUGAAUAAAUUCCAUAAUUCACA
Messenger RNA from Paralichthys olivaceus (Japanese flounder), 1714 nucleotides. RefSeq lists its product as uncharacterized. The record is from RefSeq and is a predicted model, not a curated record. Lineage: Eukaryota; Metazoa; Chordata; Actinopteri; Pleuronectiformes; Paralichthyidae.